GUGGGUUUUUGUUAAAUGUGAGCCAAAUAAUCACAAUCAAAAGAACCAAAGACUUGACAGUGACAAGACAAGACACGGAAAAAAAAAAGAAAAAAAAUAGGACAAUUGCAUGGAAAGAUUCUUAAAGGUUUAUACUUCCAGACAAAUGUUUUCGAUCAGUUAUAUUCGCACAUAUUUAUAUUUGAUUAAUGAUUGCUCUCUUGGUUUCUGAUUCAGGAUGAAACUAAUAAUUACACUGUUUUGAACAAUGACGUUUAUGGAAUAACAAUGAGGGCCAAAAUCUCCAACCUUACCGACAAUAUUGACAUGCUGUUUACACUUAAUGAUAAGGACAGAAAUGUAUCCUGCGUUUCUUGGGAAGGCAAAGGAAAACUUAAAUGGACAACAUUCGGCUGUGAGACGAUAAUCAACAAUAACACCAUAAAGUGUUCCUGCUCACAUCUGACGUUCUUUGCAGUGCUGAUGUCUCCGCCAGAUGCAAAUAUAACAGCAUCGGAUCUGGAAUCACUGACCUUAAUUUCUUCUGUCGGUUGUGGCAUCUCCAUGUUUUUUAUGGCCAUCGCAUUAUUUAUGCAUUUCCUGCUACGGAAAGCCAAAUCAAAUCAUGCCACGAAGAUCCUGAUGAACAUGUUUGUGGCUUUGUCUCUACUGAAUGCCUCGUUUUUGUCAAACGAGAGCGUCGCUAACACAGGAGACAAUGCUGCGUGUGUCUUCAUAGCGCUGCUCCUACAUUACUCCAUGCUGGCCUCAUUCACCUGGUUCUUCAUUCAAGCUCUUCAUAUGUACUUAUGGCUCAUCAGACAGAACGUCUCCAUCACAAACUACAUGAGGAAGAUCACCGUGUUGGGCUGGGCGUGUCCGGCUCCAAUAGUCCUAGUUAUCGUUUCUAUAGGAGGAUAUAAAGCGGUGACCCUAAACACAACGUCUGGAAAAAUUGCACGAAUGUGCUGGAUUACAAAUUUUUACAUACACUACACAGUGAACAUCGGCUACUAUGCUUUAGUUUUCAUCUUCACGACAGGAAUCUUCAUCAUGAUCGUCACUAAAGUCGUUCAGGCCAGAAACAUAAAAGCUGUGGAUGGCAAGAGAAAGACGUUCAGAAAGCAGCUGAUGAUGGUGUUGAGUUUGUUCCUGCUCUUCGGUCUGACGUGGUCUGUGGCGUUCUUCAGUUAUGGACCGAUGCUCAUUCCCUCAUAUUACAUAUUCACUGUGCUGAACUCAUUUCAGGGGUUUUUCCUCUUCCUGUAUUACUACCACAUUCACAAUGAUGUUUCGGGUAGUUUCUCUGAUGAUCCAGAAAACACAGACUCCAACUCAACCAUUGCUUAAUCCAGCAUUAAUGCUUUAGAAAAUAUUAAUCACCAACAUAAUUAAGACUGAACGCUUUCUUUGUCUCUGACUUUUUUUCUCUUAGACAAAAAUUACAUUAAAAAGUGUCAUUUUACUGAAAUCACUCAAAACAAAUAAAAAAAUGUCCAUGCAUCUGUUGAUCUUUAUACUUAAAAAUUGUAGGAAGGUACAAUUUUGCUUUCAAAUCUCUGAUAUGAUGUGAUAUUACUGUUGUUAGAUUAUUCGAACAUUAAAAUCAUCCAUGUGUGAUCACAUGAGUUUCAGAACAAUCCAACACUGAAUGCUAUUUAGAAAAACGUUGAAAUGCCUUUGGAUUGAGAUAUUUGUAUGAUAAUUUCAUAAAGCAGCUCACUAAAAUCCACACACAGAUGUGGAGUCUCAUAUUUAUGAUUCUGUUUUAUUUUUCAGUAUUUCUCAAGUGUU
This is a messenger RNA of Carassius auratus (goldfish), 1773 nucleotides long. RefSeq names its product adhesion G-protein coupled receptor G2-like. The transcript is spliced from 8 exons. Gene Ontology annotation, biological process: adenylate cyclase-activating G protein-coupled receptor signaling pathway; cell surface receptor signaling pathway. Gene Ontology annotation, cellular component: plasma membrane. The record is from RefSeq and is a predicted model, not a curated record. Lineage: Eukaryota; Metazoa; Chordata; Actinopteri; Cypriniformes; Cyprinidae. Gene Ontology annotation, molecular function: G protein-coupled receptor activity. Bases 268 to 1329 code for a protein of 353 amino acids.